CUACGUGGUGAGGUUUGGAACCACUACCCGGUUGUACACUUAUCACCAUGGUUGAGACCCGUAGUGGGAAGAGUACUAGCCCAUACACCCCUGAGCAGCAAGAGAAAAUGGCCACCUUAGUGAGAGAAAACAAAGAGGAAGGAGCUCGAGAAGCAGGCGAAGCUAAAGGCAAUCGCAGAGGAGCAGGCGGCAAAGAUGAAGAGGUUGGAGGAGGAGAUGAAGAGGGUUCAACAAGAAGAGGAAGAGAGGAGAAAGGCUGCUGAAGAAGAGGCAGCAGCAAAAGAAGAAAAAGAAAGAAAACGUAUUGAAGGAGGAGAAGGGAGUAGUGGCACGAAGAGGGAUACAGACGCAGAGAUGGAGAAGAGAAUAAGUGAGUGGGUCGCUAAUUUAUCGUUGGGAGAAGACGAGGAGGCGGAGUCUUAUGUGACUCGGGAUGAGAGGGAUGCGCUAGCCAGUGAGCUAGCAGCAAUGGAGGACCCUAUGGAACGGCGAGAAAGGGAGGAGGAGCAGAAGUUGGCAUGGAAAUUGAGGAUGAAGAGGGAAAAGAAGAGGAGGAGAGAGGAAGUCAACAAACUGACCGCCGAGGUGGCGAAGGUGCUGGACUGCAGGAAAGAAGUGCACGCCCAGACAGAUGAUAAGGCCAAGUGGGACAAGGUAUUGGGGUACCUGGAGGUGCUGAGCACAGCAUGGAUGGAGGAGCGCCAAGCCAGUUGGAGCCAAGAAGUAGCCUUGAGUGCCAUGCGGUCAGGAUUUAGAGAUAUAGUCACCCACAUUGGGGGCGAAGUCAAGCAACUGAGAGACAAUGUGGGGAAGUUUUGUGAGGGCGCUAUCGAGGGCGCCAAAGCGAUAGCUGUUGUAGAGGGCGAGGCCAGGCCUCGCGAGGACCCAGUUAAGCUUAAAUUCCCGGAUGCAUAUGGAGGGAAGGAGGAGGAGAACUUUGACAACUGGGAGGCCAGUGUCAAUAGUUACGUGUAUCUACAGCACAUUCUGACAGAGGAACAAGUCCUCGUGGCCUUCCAAGCCCUUAAGGAUGAGGCAGCUAGUUUCGCCAGAUCCCUUGCGCGCGCAGCCGGUUGUGAAAACAACACGGUUGCAUAUUCCAAGAUCACCACCCUUCCUCAAUUCUUCAAACUCUUGAGGGAGCGAUUUGCUGAUCCAACGAGAGGCGUCAGAGCCUCUGAUAAAUUGCAGACGAUCCACUCGGGACAGUGGAGGAGUGCAAGAGCACUCGAGGGCGUUAUGGACGACUUGGUAGCCGUCCCAGACCAUGAGGUCACUGAGACCCAGUUGGUCCAAUUGUUUUAUCGUGCCAUGCCCGAGCCCCUGCGUGGGGAUUUCUUUGAGAAGUCUCAACAGGCCGACGUCACUUAUGAUGUGCUGAGUAGAGAAGUGGUCCUGUAUGAGUCAAAGUCCAUGCCAGUGUCCACUUUUUGGCUCAAGGACCUGGACAAAGGAAAAAGGUGGAAAGGUCGUACCAUCUCAGACCAAGUAAGGGCCAAGGAUCAUAUGAUCCUUACCUUAGAGGGAGGUGGAACAGAUGAGGUCCCGUAUAGUCAGAUUGAGUGGGGUUUCGAGGAGGAGGACAGUAGCGUGGGGCAAGGGGGGUCCUAUGCUGUUGUCGCGGCUGGAGGGAGGCCGCAAACCAACUACUAUAGGAAGUUCGUGAGGAACUUCUCUACCAUCGCCGCUCCCUUGCACAGGUUGUUAAAGAAAGAGGCAAUCUGGCAAUGGGACAAAGAUUGUACGUCUGCACUAAAGAAAUUAAAGUGCGCAUUGAUAGAGUACCCUGUCCUCAAAGUAGCCGAUCCGUCUUUGCCAAUUGUCGUGACCAUGGACGCGAGUCAGUAUGGGAUAGGCGCCGUGUUACAGCAAGACGACGGCAAUGGCUACAGACCCAUAGAGUUCAUGUCGGCGAGGAUGCCCUCAAAGAAGGUUGCUACCUCGACGUACGAGAGAGAACUCUACGCUCUCAGGCAAGCCUUAGAGCAUUGGAAGCAUUACCUGCUUGGGAGGCACUUCAAAGUGUAUUCUGACCAUGAGACACUUAGAUGGUUAAAGACCCAGGCCAAGAUGACACCUAAGCUAACUAGGUGGGCCGCUGAGAUAGACCAGUAUGACUUUGAGCUCAAGCCAGUGAAGGGCCCUGAAUUCAUUGUGGAAGCCAUCAUAGGACGAAGAACUACUCAGGAAAGCAGCGCAGAUGCAUUGGCGACAUUCUAUUACCCACCAGUUGCAGCUGUUACUGUCUCGUACCCAAUAUCUGCAGUCAGAGAGGACAGACUAGUAGACGGAUUGUUGAAAGGCUUUGGGCAACUGCAUCCUAGGAGCCAGGGGAUUCAGACUCUGGGGACCAUUUACAGUUCCUCCCUCUUUCCAAACAGGGCUCCCGAAAAGCGGGUACUGCUGCUGAAUUACAUUGGAGGUGCAACAUACCCCCAGAUUCUCUCUCAGGAUGAGGAAGAGAUAGUGAAGAGAGUUGAUGCGGAUCUAAGGAAUCUUAUCCUGAAGAAGGAUGCAGUCACUCCACGUGUGCACGGUGUUCGUGUAUGGCCGCGAGCAAUCCCACAGUUCAACGUCGGUCAUUUGGAUUUGUUGGAAGAUGCUAAGAAGGGUCUGGAAGAAGUCGGACUGAAGGGAUUAUUUUUGGGAGGCAAUUACGUUGCUGGGGUUGCUCUUGGCCGAUGUGUGGAGGCAGCAUAUGAGAGCGCAGAGGAGAUCUCUAAAUACAUGAGGAGUGAGGUUGUCAUGUGACUAACUUGAGCUGCUUUCUGGAAGUAGGACCAGGCUGGGAGAGGAGGGAGGGAGCAAGGAGGGCCGUUAAGGAGAUGCCGGGCAGUGUACGAAACGGAAAUGCGUCGAACGGUCAGGAAUCGUCACCGGAGAGGAAGACGUCAUGACGAGCAGUGGUGUUGCCUUCCUUGGGGCCCACUUUGCUCGUGGUGAGGCAUAGGCCUAUCCCCAAGGCAUUGUGUUGCGCUCAAGGAAUCAUCAUCUUAACUGAAAUUUUUGUGUUAUGCAGCCAAGCAUAUGCCGCUUAUGGUAUGCAGUGUGGGUAGGAGAUUUUUAGUGCAUUUUUUUUUAGCUUCAGUCUUAACUUUCAACUGCUCGAGCCUAGCAUCUGUCGCUUAUGCUAUGCUGUGUUGGUUGGAGGUUUUUAGGUUUAGGUUUAGGUUUGUCCUUCAACUUUGAACUAUUAAGCUAUUUUGAUUGUUGUUCAUGAUCGUCGGUGUUUGGGUUCAAGUGAUGGGGCCCAAGUGAUGGGACCUGGUUUGUAAUUGUGCAAGGAAUCAUGUUUAUCAGAUGAAAUACACUCACAGAAUAAUUGGCAAACAACCUGCAAGUAAUCCAGGGGCAAAUGUUUCAUCACCAGUCUGUGCGCAUGAGCUACAUGCACUUGGAAUGCUCAACCAGUGAAACAUCAAAUAAAAGAAUCGGGCUCAUUAAAGACAUCGAAAUUGGAUCUGAAAGUUCAUGUGAUUGAUUGAUAGUCCAGGAGUCAAUAGACCAGUCCACAGUUGGUAGCCCAAAGCCUGUGCUUGGUCCUAUGGGGUUUUGGUCAUCUAGAGCUGCUGUGAUCAUGUGCCUUUCAUGUUGGAAAACCCAAAUAUGAGACAAUGCCAUCCAUCACAACUCAGAUAAAGGAGGACCUGCGGAACAAAGGAGAACGGAGGAGAGAAGAAGAAUAAGAACAUCCUCCAUAUCUCGCCACCAUCAUCUCUCGCUCCGGCAUCACCUCCUUUUCUCUAUUAAUAACGAGCGGUUGCCCACCGCGGCUUAGCCGCAAUGCACACGUAUUCCUCCUCGCUGUCUUCCUCCACUUCAUCGCCAUCCUCCUUCCCUUUCUGCCCCCCCUCCAGCUCCCUCACCUGCUCAUCCUCCUCGCGCUUGUUCUCUGCCACCUCCCCUCCAUCACGCUUCCCAUCCCCCUCCUCCCACUCCCCCACGUUCUCCUCCUUCCCCUCCUCGCCCGCAAUCUCCUUUUGGCCCAGCAGAAAAAGACAGUGCCUUUCCCCAAACG
Messenger RNA from Chara braunii, 4018 nucleotides. The record is from the annotation of a GenBank genome assembly. Lineage: Eukaryota; Viridiplantae; Streptophyta; Charophyceae; Charales; Characeae.